Messenger RNA from Rubroshorea leprosula, 978 nucleotides. The record is from the annotation of a GenBank genome assembly. Lineage: Eukaryota; Viridiplantae; Streptophyta; Magnoliopsida; Malvales; Dipterocarpaceae.
GGUGUUCUUGGAUCAAAGGAUGCUUAUCCUCUGCUUCAGUCUUGGUUCUGGUGAAUGGGAGCCUACUGAGGAGUUCCAAAUGUCAAAAGGAUUACGCCAAGGUGAUCCGUUAGCCCCCUUCUUAUUCGUUGUUGUGGCAGAGGCUUUAAAUGUGUUAAUUGGUAAAGUGAUAGAAGAAGGACUAUUUAAAGGUGUGACAAUGGGUUCAAGGGGUAUGGAGAGUACACAUUUACAGUUUGUUGAUGACACUAUUCUGUUUUGUGAGUCAUCAAGUGAAAACAUAUGGGCCAUCAAGUGCAUCUUCAGGAGUUUUGAGCUUGUUUCAAGUUUGAAGGUGAAUUUCUUCAAAAGCUUCCCUGCUGGAAUCCAUAUUAAAGAGUCAAAGUUGAACGGAAUGGCUGAUACGCUUAAUUGCUUGGUGGGAAGCAUACCUUUUAUUUACCUCGGCAUUCCUGUUGGGGCUAAUCCAAAGAAAAUUGCCACUUGGGCCCCUGUAAUUGAUUGUUUUAGAAGGAAGCUUGCCUCCUGGCGUUGUGAUUCCCUGUCCUUUGGUGGGCGAAUAGUUCUCCUAAAUUCUGUCCUUUCAAAUCUCCCUGUUUACUACUUCUCAGCCCUCAAAGCACCCAAAAAGGUAAUUAAUUUACUAUCUUUAAUCCAAAGGAGAUUCCUGUGUGGGGGGGGUAGUGAAGAAAAGAAUAGAAUUGCUUGGGUUGGUUGGGACAAGAUUUGUAGGAGUAGGUUGGCAGGUGGGCUUGGAGUGAAGAAUCUAGGUUGUUUCAAUCAGGCUUUACUUGGUAAAUGGAGAUGGAGGCUCUUAGAGGAUAAAAAACUUUUAUGGAUAAAGGUCAUAAAGGCUAAAUAUAGGAUAGAUAGAACUAAGUUAUAGGAAGGGGAUUUUUGGGAUGUUAGUAGUUCUAGUUGGUGGAAAGGUUUGUGCAAAAUUGAUUCUUCGCCUAUGAGUAAAAUAGGAUGGUUUCA